AUGAGCGUCACGACCACCGAAUGUUUAGCAUCAGCUAACGAGCUGCUCGCGACGCAUAAUGCCCUCGUCUCUCGUCUCCGGAACACACAGAGAAACUUCCGCCGCCAGCUUAAGACCCUACCAUCUCCGCCCAAUGCGAUACUAAAGCUCCCUCUGAUCCCGACUCCUCCCCGUUCACCUUCACACUCACCGCCCUCGUCUCCUCUGCUGGUUCCUGUCCCCAAACCACAUAGACCGGACUUGCCCCCUGCAAAGCGCGCACGCCUGGCGCGGUAUAGCAAUUAUGUUCCUGAGGAAGAGACGAUAAGGAACGAUUACUCGCAGCGCUACGUCGAUGGAGGCGAGUGGCCGCAGAACUGGGUGCUGGGGGCGGAUCCGGAGCAUCGUUUCGAAGAGUACCCAAAGCAGCAGAGACUACUCGCACUGAAAAAGGCGGCGGUCGCUGCGCACGCCAUCCCACCAACGUUCCUCCCUUACUCCGAGCUGUCCUCACUACAAGGAUCUAAAUUCGACGUCAUCCUGAUAGACCCUCCUUUCUCUUCUUCGUUCACCUGGGAUGAUUUACAAGACCUUCCCAUACCCGCCCUCUCGGCGGACCCCUCGUUUGUACUUCUAUGGGUAGGAAGUGGAUCAGGAGAAGGGCUUGAACGCGGUCGCGAGGUGAUGGCGAAGUGGGGUUUCCGGAGGUGCGAGGACAUCGUGUGGGUGAAGACGAAUAAGACGUCGAACAAGGGCCCUGGGGUACGUUCGCUCGUUCUUGCACGGUUAACAUAUAUUGACAAUGGUAGCACCUCAGACGGACCCACCCACUACGUCCCUCCUCACCCGGACAAAGCAGCACUGUCUUAUGGGCAUACGCGGCACCACACGGACGUCCUGAUCUGGGAAGGGGAUUCCUCAGACCCGACGCUGAAGCCACCCGAAAUGUACACGCUCAUCGAGAACUUCUGCCUCGGGCUUCGCCGGCUCGAGAUCUUCGGCCGCGCGCGCACGACGCGCCGCGGGUGGGUCACCGCGCUCGCCGAGGGCGAGGAGGACCGCAUUGAGGAAGGCAUGACCUUGGGGGAUGAGGAGGGCCAGGAGGGCGCGAUGCGCUGGAACAGGGAGACGUGGGAGGCGAGGAUCAAGGACCUCGCGGGCGGCGGGCAGAAAUUGGUCGUGCCGGUGACCCCAGAUAUCGACGCGCUUCGCCCGAAGUCGCCUGUGCGAGGCGGGUCGACGAACGCAGGCGCGGGCAUGAUAAAUUCCGCAAUGUCCGCCGGCUCUCCCAUGCAGCUUCCGCUGUCAAUGACGGUCUCCGGCGGAGCUGCAGGUGGGGGCGGGGGACGCGGCGGCGGAGGAUUCGGGAACCAAGGUCGGGGAAUGAUGGGUCCCCCCGCGAUGCUGCCGAUCAACAGCAUGAACACGAUGGGCGGAGACAUGGGCGGUAUGGGCAUGAUGGGCGGCUGGGGUGGGGACAUGGGUAUGCCCGGGCUCGGUAUCAACGUCAGCGUGGGCGGGAUGGGGAUGGGAGGUAUGAACGCCAUGGGUGGCCCUAUGGGCGGGAUGAACGCUAUGGGGAUGGCCGGAAUGGGCCAGCAGGGGAUGGGCUUCCGCGGCGGGGGCGGAGGGCACGGCGGAGGGCGCUUUGGCGGUGGAGGGUUCGACGGAAACAUGGGCAUGGCCGGGGGCGGGAUGGGCUGGAUGGGGAACGGGGAGGGUCAGUUCAUGGAUGGAGCGGGUGGGGGCAUGUGGGAUGGCGGGAUGGGCGAGGGCAUGAUGGGCAUGAGCGGGAUGAACAACAUGGGCGGCAUGAACAAUAUGGGAGGAAUGGGAGGAAUGCGGAUGGGUAUGAACUCGGGGAUGGGACACAACAUGAUGGGGAUGGGGAUGGGGAUGGGGCAGGGGAUGGGACAAUGGAGCGGGGAGGGUUUUUAA
Messenger RNA from Dichomitus squalens LYAD-421 SS1, 1917 nucleotides. RefSeq names its product MT-A70-domain-containing protein. The transcript is spliced from 4 exons. NCBI's taxonomy places the organism in Eukaryota, Fungi, Basidiomycota, Agaricomycetes, Polyporales, Polyporaceae. Gene Ontology annotation, molecular function: mRNA binding; methyltransferase activity. The coding region runs from base 1 to 1917 and encodes 638 amino acids. Gene Ontology annotation, cellular component: RNA N6-methyladenosine methyltransferase complex; nucleus. The record is from RefSeq and is a predicted model, not a curated record.